Harpegnathos saltator (Jerdon's jumping ant) is the source of this 1629-nucleotide messenger RNA. Its product is annotated as developmentally-regulated GTP-binding protein 2. The coding region runs from base 293 to 1384 and encodes 363 amino acids. The transcript has 5 exons. The record is from RefSeq and is a predicted model, not a curated record. Gene Ontology annotation, molecular function: GTPase activity; GTP binding. Lineage: Eukaryota; Metazoa; Arthropoda; Insecta; Hymenoptera; Formicidae.
UAUACGACACAUAUUUAUUUAUUAUUUCUAUCAAAGUAUAAUUUAUUCAGUACUCUAAAACAGAUCAUUGAAAUGCACUGUACGUAAUAUUAAGAUUAACUAAUUAGAUGUAACCUCAGUUAUAAUGUUAAGACAUAUGACGUCCGGAUAUACACGGGUCGAAGGUGAUGUGAACCUUCCAUUAGACAGCUGUCAGAGAUCGCAGUGAUCUUCACCAAUCUUUACUGUUGCGCACGUUGUGCGAGAUUGUCCGUUGUAAUUCUUUUGUAAAUAUAAGAAAUUCGCAAUUGCAAUGGGAAUACUGGAAAAGAUCUCAGAAAUUGAGAAGGAAAUCGCGCGAACACAGAAAAACAAGGCCACCGAGUAUCACCUGGGUUUGCUGAAAGCAAAACUCGCCAAAUAUAGAUCUCAACUGUUAGAACCGACGAAGAAAUCCGAGAAAGGUGAAGGUUUUGAUGUGCUGAAAUCUGGUGAUGCGAGAGUCGCGCUUAUUGGUUUUCCAUCGGUUGGCAAAUCCACUCUCCUCAGUACCUUGACGCAUACUGAAUCUGAGGCUGCUUCCUAUGAAUUUACUACUCUGACAUGUAUUCCUGGUGUUAUAGAGUACAAAGGUGCCAAUAUACAAUUGCUGGAUCUGCCUGGUAUUAUAGAAGGAGCUGCACAGGGAAAAGGACGAGGUAGACAAGUCAUAGCUGUUGCUAGAACAGCAGAUUUAGUUCUAAUGAUGUUGGAUGCAACCAAACAGGAUGUCCAACGCCAACUAUUGGAGAAGGAACUCGAAUCAGUUGGAAUCAGACUGAACAAAAAGAAGCCGAAUAUAUAUUUUAAAGUGAAGAAAGGUGGUGGGUUGGCUUUUAACUCAACGUGUCCUCUCACAAAGGUAGACGAGAAAUUAGUCCAGAUGAUCUUGCACGAGUAUAAGAUCUUCAACGCUGAAGUGUUGUUCCGUGAAGACUGCAGUGCAGACGAGCUGAUAGACGUCAUCAACGCAAAUCGAGUAUAUUUGCCCUGCCUUUAUGUAUAUAACAAAAUAGAUCAAAUAUCCAUAGAGGAAGUCGAUCGAAUUGCUAGGCAACCCAAUAGUGUCGUAGUUAGUUGUAACAUGAAACUGAACCUUGAUUUUCUAUUGGAAACGUUAUGGGAGUAUCUAUGCUUGAUAAGGGUAUACACAAAAAAGCCUGGACAACCACCUGACUUCGACGAUGGUUUAAUAUUGAGAAAGGGAGUCACGGUUGAACACGUGUGUCAUGCUAUUCAUCGUACCCUCGCUCAGCAAUUUAAGUAUGCCCUUGUUUGGGGUACGAGUACCAAAUAUUCACCUCAAAGAGUAGGACUGCAACAUGUGAUGCAUGAUGAAGAUGUCAUACAAAUAAUGAAGAAAUAAAUUCCCAUGAAAUUUGUAAAACACUGUUAAAGAUAAAACGUGGAUAGCAAUAUAGGCCUUAUAUAUAUUUAGCCUUCUAUACAUUAAUACAUAACACACAUACACAACAUAUAAAUACAUACAAACGGCUAACUUCAAAAAUUUGUAAAAUUCAAACUGUUUUAAUGUGAAUGUGUUUGAAUUACAUAUUUUAGGAAGCUUGUGGCCCAUAUGAUCACCGUUACAAUAAAAUUUUUAAAAAUAAA